GCCCCCUCUCAGUGUGUGUCUGGUCCUGCUGGUGUGUGUCCCCCCGCUGCUGCCUGUUCACCCACUGUUUACACUGGUCCACCCUGGUCAGAGCCCUGAGCUCCGUCAUCUCCAGCCACCAUGUCUCGACCCCUGUCCGACCACGACAAGAGGAAACAGAUCUCGGUGCGAGGUCUCGCCGGCGUUGAGAACGUGUCGGACCUGAAGCAGAACUUCAACCGGCACCUCCACUUCACCCUGGUCAAGGACAGGAACGUGGCCACCAGGAGGGAUUACUACUUCGCCCUGGCCCACACGGUGCGGGACCACCUGAUUGGCCGGUGGAUCAGGACCCAGCAGCACUACUACGAGAAAGACCCCAAACGUGUGUACUACAUCUCCCUUGAGUUCUACAUGGGCCGCACCCUGCAGAACACCAUGGUGAACCUGGCCCUGGAGAACGCCUGUGACGAGGCCAUGUAUCAGGUGGGUCUGGACAUGGAGGAGCUGGAGGACAUGGAGGAAGACGCCGGUCUGGGGAACGGCGGUCUGGGCCGUCUGGCCGCCUGUUUCCUGGACUCCAUGGCUUCUCUGGGCCUGGCUGCCUACGGCUACGGCAUCCGCUACGAGUUCGGCAUCUUCAAUCAGAAGAUUGUCAACGGCUGGCAGGUGGAGGAGGCUGACGAUUGGCUGCGCUAUGGCAACCCCUGGGAGAAGGCCCGUCCAGAGUACAUGCGUCCUGUGCAGUUCUACGGCAGGACUGAGCAUCACCCUGAUGGAGUCAAGUGGGUCGACACCCAGGUGGUCCUGGCUCUGCCGUACGACACUCCUGUUCCGGGCUACAGAAACAACGUGGUCAACACCAUGAGACUGUGGUCGGCGAAGGCUCCCUGCGAGUUCAACCUCAAAGACUUCAACGUUGGCGGCUACAUCCAGGCCGUGCUGGACAGAAACUUGGCUGAGAACAUCUCCCGUGUGCUGUAUCCCAACGACAACUUCUUUGAAGGGAAGGAGCUCCGUCUGAAGCAGGAAUACUUUGUAGUGUCUGCCACCCUGCAAGACAUCAUCCGCCGUUUCAAGGUCUCCAAGUUUGGCUCCAGGGAGGUUGUUCGCACCGACUUCAACAAACUGCCUGAAAAGGUGGCCAUCCAGCUGAAUGACACCCACCCGGCCAUGGCCAUUCCCGAGCUGAUGAGGGUCCUGGUGGACGAGGAGAAGCUGACAUGGGAUAAUGCCUGGGACAUCUGUGUCCGCACCUGCGCCUACACCAACCACACCGUCCUCCCCGAGGCCCUGGAACGUUGGCCCGUGGACCUGUUCGCACAUCUGCUCCCACGGCACCUGGAAAUUGUCUAUGAAAUCAACCGUCGCCACCUAGAGAGAGUUGCUGCUCGUUACCCUGGCGACCACGACCGUCUCCGUCGUAUGUCCCUGAUCGAGGAAGGCGGACAGAAGAGGAUCAACAUGGCCCACCUGUGCAUCGUGGGCUCCCACGCCGUUAACGGCGUGGCCCAGAUUCACUCCGACAUCCUCACAGCCACCAUCUUCAAGGACUUCUUUGAAAUGGAGCCUCAUAAGUUCCAGAACAAGACCAAUGGCAUUACUCCCCGCCGCUGGCUGGUCAUGUGCAACCCGGGACUGGCUGAGGUCAUCGCAGAGAGAAUUGGUGAGGACUUCAUCCGUGACCUGGAUCAGCUGAAGCGUCUCCGCAACUUUGUCAACGACGAGGCUUUUAUCCGCGAUGUUGCCAAAGUCAAACAGGAAAACAAGAUGAAGUUCGCCGUGCACUUGGAGGAGCACUACAAGGUGAAGAUCAACCCCAACUCCAUGUUCGACAUCCAGGUCAAGAGGAUCCACGAGUACAAGAGGCAGCUGCUCAACUGCCUGCACAUCAUCACCUACUACAACCGCAUCAAGAAGGAGCCCAACAAGCAGUGGACCCCGAGGACAAUCAUGAUUGGAGGAAAGGCCGCCCCUGGUUACCACACCGCUAAGAUGAUCAUCCGUCUGAUCACGGCCAUCGGUGAGAUGGUCAACAACGAUGCCGUGGUUGGAGAUCGUCUGAAGGUCAUCUUCCUGGAGAACUACAGGGUCACACUGGCAGAGAAAGCCGUCCCUGCAGCGGACCUGUCAGAGCAGAUCUCCACGGCCGGAACUGAAGCCUCUGGCACUGGAAACAUGAAGUUCAUGCUGAACGGCGCCCUGACCAUCGGUACCAUGGACGGAGCCAACGUCGAGAUGGCCGAGGAGGCCGGCGAGGAUAACCUUUUCAUCUUUGGCAUGAGGGUGGAUGACGUGGACGCAGUCGACCAGAAAGGUUACCACGCCGAGGCGUACUACAACCGUCUGCCGGAGCUCAAACAGGCCAUCGACCAGAUCGCCACGGGCUUCUUCUGCCCAAAGCAGCCUGACCUGUUUAAAGAGAUCGUCAACAUGCUGAUGCAUCAUGACAGAUUUAAAGUCUUUGCAGACUAUGAAGACUAUAUCAAAUGUCAGGAGAAAGUCAAUGCUCUUUAUAAGAACCCCAAGGAAUGGACCAAGAAGGUGAUCUACAACAUCGCCGGAUCCGGAAAGUUCUCCAGCGACCGCACCAUCGCCCAGUACGCCCGUGAGAUCUGGGGCAUGGAGCCCACGCUGGAGAAACUCCCCGCCCCCGACGACAUGCACUAAAGUGCCUCCAGGACAGUCAACGAACGACCCCCCCCAUUCCCCUCUGACAAGUACCACUUCACAGGGCAGUCUCUGCUCAGAAUGACCCCCCCCCCACAGACCCUGCCUCCACCUGUGGUAACUGCCCUCCGUUCUCUGCCACGGACUGGAACAUUUUAUACUUUUUAACGUUCACAUCCUCAUCCAUCUGUACUUGUUACUGUGGAUGAAGGGUCUCUGUGGGGGGGUGGGGAGGGGGCAAUUGGUUAAUUUAUUGGUGAUAAUGUUUUUUGUUAAAAAUAAAUAUAUAAAUAAUCUCAAAGAUUUUCCACUCAGAAACUAUUCUGGAAUAAAGAAAAUCUUGAAUAAA
Molecule: messenger RNA, 2998 nt
Organism: Cynoglossus semilaevis (tongue sole)
Lineage: Eukaryota; Metazoa; Chordata; Actinopteri; Pleuronectiformes; Cynoglossidae
Gene: pygma
Product: phosphorylase, glycogen, muscle A
Exons: 20
Coding region: 121-2649 (842 amino acids)
Biological process (GO): glycogen catabolic process
Cellular component (GO): cytoplasm
Molecular function (GO): glycogen phosphorylase activity; pyridoxal phosphate binding
Source: RefSeq, a predicted model, not a curated record